CAAUACUUAACAGGCCUUCUCACCUUUGCAUUCAUCAUCCUCCUCUUACCUCCCCCCCCACCCCUUCCUCCUUCUUUUUAUACCCUGCUCUCUCAGCUUUGUUAAUUUCCUGCGCUUGUUCUGGUAAACCGCUGUUGCCACAGGACAAGGAACUGAUAAUUCUCUUAUCUGAUAUUCUGAAUUCUUGUCAACUCAACGUUGAUUCUGGUCUCUUGUGAUAUCAACACAAGAUGCGAUCUUUCACACCUUGGGUCCUGGGCCUCUUGGGCGCUUCUGCUGUGGUGUCUGCCGGUGAUGCUCAAGCUGAUGUCCCGUCUGACGUGAAGUCAUUGACCCAGGACACCUUCAAUGAUUUCAUCAAGGAGCAUGAUUUGGUGUUGGCGGAGUUUUUUGCACCAUGGUGCGGUCACUGCAAGGCCCUAGCCCCAAAAUAUGAGGAAGCCGCCUCUCAGUUGAAAGACAAGAACAUCCCGCUGGUCAAGAUUGAUUGUACUGAAGAGGAAGAGCUUUGCCGGGAUCAGGGCGUGGAGGGCUAUCCCACCUUGAAGAUCUUCCGAGGUGUUGACUCGAGCAAGCCUUACCAGGGAGCUCGGCAGACUGAAUCUCUCGUUUCAUACAUGAUCAAGCAGUCCCUCCCAGCGGUUUCCAGUGUCAACGAAGAAAACCUCGAGGAUACUAAGACCAUGGAUAAAAUCGUUGUGAUCGGCUAUUUCUCGUCCGACGACCAAGCAGCCAACGACGCGUUCAACGCCUUGGCAGAGGCGCAGAGGGACAACUACCUCUUCGCUGCAACGGACGAUGCGGCUAUCGCGAAGGCAGAGGGCGUCGAGCAACCCUCUCUCGUCCUUUACAAAGACUUCGAUGAGAAGAAAGCUAUCUACACGGGCGAAAUCGAGCAGGACGCUGUUCUGACUUGGGUGAAGACUGCUAGUACGCCUCUUGUCGGUGAGAUUGGUCCCGAGACCUACUCUAGUUACAUCACGGCCGGCAUUCCCCUCGCCUACAUCUUUGCGGAAACUUCCGAGGAGCGUGAGAAGUUUACUGAGGACUUCAAACCGAUCGCCGAGAAGCACAAGGGCCUUAUUAACAUUGCUACGAUUGACGCCAAAAUGUUUGGAGCUCACGCUGGAAACCUCAACCUUGACCCUCAGACCUUCCCCGCAUUUGCCAUUCAAGACCCCGAGAAGAAGGCCAAGUAUCCUUAUGACCAGUCCAAGGAGAUCACGGCCAAGGACGUCGGCAAGUUCAUUCAGGAUGUUCUCGGCGGCAAGGUCGAGCCCAGCAUCAAAUCCGAGCCAAUCCCUGAGAGCCAGGAGGGCCCUGUGACAGUUGUCGUGGCCCACUCUUACAAGGAGCUUGUCGUCGACAACGAGAAGGAUGUUCUUCUUGAAUUCUAUGCGCCGUGGUGCGGACACUGCAAAGCUCUCGCUCCCAAGUACGAAGAACUCGCCAGCCUCUAUGCCGAUGUUCCCGAUCUUGCGUCCAAGGUCACCAUUGCCAAGAUUGAUGCGACAGCCAACGAUGUCCCGGACUCGAUUACAGGAUUCCCCACAAUCAAGCUCUACCCUGCCGGCGGCAAAGACGCCCCUGUUGAAUACGCUGGGUCGCGCACUGUGGAAGACCUUGUCAAUUUCGUGAAGGAGAAUGGCCAGCACAAAGUUGAUGCUCUUGCCAACACCCAGGAAGGUGGCGAUGCUACCGAAAGCCCUUCCGCUUCGAGCGAGACUGAGGCUCCUGCCGCCACUGAUGACAAGGCUGACCACGACGAACUGUAAAGUUGAUAAAUUUUAUGAGAUCUAUAAUCUUCAAAUUGAACGUCGCUCUGGAAUUGUUUUUGCGGUUACAAAUGCUUCCCCGCCGGCUUAGAUCAUGCUGUUUGCUGCGAAAGUAUUCAUGGUUGUAGAUCCUCCACCCGUACUUUCAUGCAGUUUUCAAGGUCCUCCGACCAGGCGGCUUCCUGAAUUCUUCCUCUUGACCUCGUGGAGAUAGGCUGGUAGACGCUAGGGCAGCAACAAAAUCACCAUGC
This is a messenger RNA of Aspergillus steynii IBT 23096, 2026 nucleotides long. It is a transcript of the gene pdiA, whose product is annotated as protein disulfide isomerase PDI1. Gene Ontology annotation, biological process: response to endoplasmic reticulum stress; protein folding. Gene Ontology annotation, cellular component: endoplasmic reticulum. The coding region runs from base 231 to 1775 and encodes 514 amino acids. NCBI's taxonomy places the organism in Eukaryota, Fungi, Ascomycota, Eurotiomycetes, Eurotiales, Aspergillaceae. Gene Ontology annotation, molecular function: protein disulfide isomerase activity. The record is from RefSeq and is a predicted model, not a curated record. The transcript is spliced from 4 exons.